Messenger RNA from Limanda limanda (common dab), 2060 nucleotides. Its product is annotated as glucosidase 2 subunit beta-like. Gene Ontology annotation, molecular function: protein binding; calcium ion binding. The transcript is spliced from 15 exons. Gene Ontology annotation, biological process: N-glycan processing; liver development. Gene Ontology annotation, cellular component: glucosidase II complex. The coding region runs from base 118 to 1491 and encodes 457 amino acids. Lineage: Eukaryota; Metazoa; Chordata; Actinopteri; Pleuronectiformes; Pleuronectidae. The record is from RefSeq and is a predicted model, not a curated record.
UCGUGGACUCGACCAGAUUUAAAUGUCUUAGCCGUCGCGCCUUGAGUUUUAAACCCGUUUCCAGCGGGUUGUGAGUCGAGGACGGAGGGAAGCCGUUCGCAGCUCUUGUCCCCGGACAUGCGGGUCCACGUCGUGGUCGCUGCCAUGCUGUGGUGUGUCCUCGCCGAGUCGCGGAAGAUAAGAGGGAUUUCCUCGUCCUAUAAACGCUUCUACAGGGAGAGGAAGUCGUUUCUGUGCAUCGACGGAUCCAACGUCAUCCCCUUCGAGCAGGUGAACGAUGAUUACUGCGACUGUGAAGAUGGCUCCGAUGAACCAGGAACGUCAGCUUGUCCUCGUGGCCGAUUCUACUGCACCAAUCUGGGUUUCCGCCCACACUACAUCCCAUCGUCAAGAGUCAAUGAUGGCAUCUGUGAUUGCUGCGACGCCUCAGAUGAAUACAACAGCCACGCUCGCUGCCAGAACACUUGCUGGAAUCUGGGACAGAGAGAGAGAGCGUACGUGGAGGGCCAGAUGAGGACCUUGGACGAGGGUCUGCUACUCAAGCAGCAGCUGAUUGAGGAGGGAGUGCUGCUCUGGAGGGAGAAGCAGGCUCAGCUCAGGGAGCUCCAGCAGGUAGCAGAGGACUUACAGAUCAAACUAGAGGAACAUCGGAGGAGGAAAAACGAGGCCGACCGAUUCAAAGAGCAAACGUUAAAGGCGCUGGGAGCAGGCGACAGCGGUCUUACAAAUCAGAACGGCACAGUAACCAGCAUGUUCCAGUUACUGGACACCAAUAAAGACGGCAGUAUAACAGUGGAUGAAGUCCAGGCUGGAGUGGCACUCAUCCGUGACGAGGAGCGGAUUCUCUCGGAGGAUGAAGCAGAGGGUUUGUUGGGAGGAGACUUUCACAUGGAUCUCGCUGAGUUUCAACACACACUCUGGGACAUCCUGACAAAAGGCGACAGUGUCAAGAUCAAAAACACACACAGUGCACCAGAUAGUAUUGCGGGUGAGGAUCCUCACGUAAAGGCUGCUGAAAGUGCUGCAAAGUGGGAGGCUACCAAUCUGAAGCAGGUAGAAGAAGCCUAUGAUACAGUCAACAUGGAAAUAAGUGAUCUCCGGAAGAAGCUGGCCAUAGACUAUGGAACAGAUUGGGAGUUUCUGUUUUUGAACAGCCAGUGUUACAAGCUGAGAGUAUAUGAGUACACUUACACUCUGUGCCCAUUCAAUCAAGUCACACAAGAGGACACUGCGGGAACAGAGGUCUCAUUAGGGAAGUGGGGGAUGUGGGCAGGAACACAGAAGAACCAGUACAGUCAGAUGGUGUAUGAAAACGGAGAGCCCUGUUGGCAAGGAGGUUCACGCAGCGCCACAGUCACACUGACAUGCGGAACAGAGACAGCCUUGCGAUCGGUGAAGGAGCCCAGCAAAUGCCAGUACAUCAUGGACUUUCAGACUCCUGUGGCCUGUCAGCCGGUGCUGAAGCAGCGGGGCAUACACAGUGAACUGUGACCCCUUCCUCCACUGGCCUAGCCUAGAUUCACCCGACUGGCCACCCCCCCCCCGCCCCUAUCUCUCCCUCACAUCCAAAUGCCUAGCCUGCAGUGGCAGGCCGGGGUCCUGGGGGUCCCCCCUGACAUCUGUUACCAGAACAUAGACUUCCAAGAAAGUCUUGCUCAGGUCAGAGUGUUAUUUUUCCUAACACUGAUCCUAGACCACUUUAAUCUCCAUUGUUACAGUGCUACUUUCACUCUGCUAUGUGUACCUAUUGGAAGCAGCAUUUAUUAAAUGAGUUAGUGAAACUGAGUAUUCAUUAUGUUCCAGUAAAUUUUACAUAAGUGUUUUAUAUGUAAGGCUCAACCAGAUUACUAUGUAAAUAUUGGAUGAAUUAAAUGCUACUGCAGUAGAUCAGUGUAUAAUGACAUAGAUGCUAAUGUUAAUGCUGUGUCAAAUUGCUGCUUAUGAAUAUAAGCACAAAUGAAAGGACUACGACCUUCUACUUUAUUAUAGUGGCUUCUUUAAAAUACAGUCCGGUGAUAUUCACUUUUUUACAAAUUGCCAAUAAAUCCAUUAAACUGAAA